This is a messenger RNA of Paramecium octaurelia, 1147 nucleotides long. The record is from the annotation of a GenBank genome assembly. Lineage: Eukaryota; Ciliophora; Oligohymenophorea; Peniculida; Parameciidae.
AUAUUAAUGAGCUUAAAAUACUGCAUUAAAGAGAGUCACGAAAACUAACCAGUAUCUUUUUUUCUAAGAGAGAAUGAGCAUUGGGUUCUAUGCUGUGCAAUGUGUUAAUAUGAAUCGGAUCUACCAAAAUAAUCAUUUAUUUCUCUCAAGGAUCUAGAAAAAAUCAACAAAGAAACUCAAAAAAAAUUAGAUUCAUCAGAAAUUAUCCAACACCUAUACAGUGCCUUAUACAACCUAAAACAAUGGCAAUCAAAUGUUGAGAGCCUUUUAUUAGAACUAAAAACUUAACUUUAAUCAAAAGUAGACCAUUUCUCUACUUUAAUUGAAACCCUUAAUUAAAACACUGAUUACUUUGUUUUCAACAACGAAAAGCUGCAAGAAGUUCUUAAUUUUAGAGAAUAACUAAAACUAGAGUUGGAAACAUGUGAAAGUGAUGUAUAAAAUCUUUAAUUGAAUUUGGAAAAUGCCUUUCUAAUCUUAACACUAAGCUCAUCCUCUCAGCAAACAGAAAAAGAAAAAAAAGUUCCCUCAACUAUUGGUGAAUAAACAGAUAAACCAGAAAAAUCUAAUUCAAAUUCUAUUAUCAAUGAAUUGAAACCUUAGAGCAAUUAGUCAUUAUAAAUUGAGAUGGAAUAGCUUGUAGAUUCACCUAAUCAUCAACCCAAGACUGUUAUAAAGUAUUAAUUAUUCUAAGAUUAGAGUUGAAGAAAUAAAAUAAUAAGGGAAGAUUUAAAUAGAUUAAAAUACAUACUAUGAAGGUGAAAUAUAUAAGGGGAUGAUGCAUGGCAAAGGAAAAAUGGUUUAAAGAACUCAAAACUAUGAAUGCAUGUAUUUAUUAGCUCAUAUAUGAAAGUUAUGAAGGAGAUUUUUAUGAGAAUAAAAAACAUGGCAAGUUCACAGAAACAUAGAUCGAAAAAGAAGUGGCAGACAUAAAUCAGUCCUUUUUUAAAAGUCUCAAUUUGUUAAAGCCUACUAAUUAAAAGAAGAUACAACUUAUAGGAGAUUAUAAGGAGGAUAAGAAAGUAGAUGUAUUUACAAAAAUUACAUAUCUUAAUGAUGUCAUCUAGUCCUAAAGGUAUAAAAUGUAUUCAAUAGUAGAUAUUAAUUCUAUGAUAACGGUGCUUUGACAAAUGAAUUUUCUGACUGA